This is a messenger RNA of Serinus canaria (Common canary), 2669 nucleotides long. RefSeq names its product ceramide synthase 4-like. Bases 507 to 1739 code for a protein of 410 amino acids. Gene Ontology annotation, molecular function: sphingosine N-acyltransferase activity; DNA binding. Gene Ontology annotation, cellular component: membrane. NCBI's taxonomy places the organism in Eukaryota, Metazoa, Chordata, Aves, Passeriformes, Fringillidae. The record is from RefSeq and is a predicted model, not a curated record. Gene Ontology annotation, biological process: ceramide biosynthetic process. The transcript has 13 exons.
ACCCUGCUGUGCUGUGGGUCCUCUCUGCAGCCUGCUCAGAGCCAGGCACUCACAGGCAGAGCAGCCCAGCAGGGAAGGAGCUGGCAAGUGGAGCAUAAGGUAUGGAAGAGAGUCUCCAGGGGAGUUCAGCUGCUCAGGGGAGUUCUCUACCAGGUGUGGUUUUGUGUUGUUGCCAGACAUAUACAGCUCUGGAGGGAGAAUGUGGGAUCGUGUGGCUACAAAGCUGGCUGUGAUGGCAGCUUUCCCCAGCAUGCCUUCUGUCUGCACAGUGGGAAAAUCUACUGAAGAAAUGUUUUUUGAAGAGCUGAGCCAAGGAGGAAGUGCAAUUUCUCUCUGGAGUUCUCCUAGGUGUGUAUGUGUGCUUCAACCAGCUCUGUCACCAGUGAGCCGUCACCAACCUCCACAGUCCUGGUUUCAGGUGGCUUUGCUGGAGCACUAAAGGUGAAGGAAGGGAACUGUCCUAAAGGAUCCUACAGCCCUGCAAGAGGAUCAGUGGUUGGUAGCAAAUGUUUCCACCUCCAAACGGCCUUGGUGAGGACAGGAUGGCUCGCUCUCUGUAUGAGUGGCUGUGGCAGCACGAGUUCUGGCUGCCCCCAGGAAUCACCUGGGAGGACAUGCAGGAAUCUGAGGACACUCAUUACCCUCAGCCUCGUGAUCUCCUGCUCAGUAUCCCGUUUGCUUUAAUCUUGGUAGUCAUUCGAUGUGCCUUUGAAAGAGCCAUAGCCCUGCCCCUCAGUACCAAACUGGGUGUGAGAGACAAGCAGAGACCAAAAGCUCAGCCCAACCCCGUGCUGGAAACGUUCUAUAGUACACGCCGCAAGAACCCUAAAGAGGGUGAGCUGCUCAAUUUAGCCAAGCAAUGUGACCUGCCAGUGAGGAAGGUGGAGAAGUGGUUCCGACGCCGGAGGAACAUGGACCGGCCCAGCCUGUCCAAGAAGUUCAGCGAGGCCUGCUGGAGAUUUACAUUUUACAUCAUUUCUUUCUUCACUGGACUCGCUGUCCUGUAUGAUAAGCCUUGGCUUUGGGACCAUAGAGAGUGCUGGACAGGAUAUCCACAACAGCCUCUCCAGCCCUCCCUGUUCUGGUACUACAUGCUGGAGCUCUCCUUCUACUGGUCACUGGUCUUCACCUUGCCCUUUGAUGUGAAGAGGAAGGAUUUCAAGGAGCAGAUAGUCCAUCAUGCUGCAACCAUCUUCCUGAUCAGUUUUUCAUACUGUGCCAACUACAUCCGCAUUGGGACACUGGUGAUGGUGAUUCAUGAUGCUUCUGAUUGCUUCCUAGAGCCAACUAAGAUAUUCAAUUACAUGAAAUGGAAAAAAACUUGUGACAGCCUCUUUAUGAUCUUCUCAGCUGUGUUCCUGAUCAGCCGCCUGAUCAUUUACCCCUACACAGUGCUUUAUAACACCUACUAUUACUCCAUGGAGAUAUUCCAACCCUUCUUUGGAUACUACUUUGUGAAUGUUCUCCUGAUAAUUCUGCAGCUGCUCCAUGUCUUCUGGUCCUGCCUAAUUAUUCACAUGGUCUACAAGUUCAUCCUCCAGGGCACGAUGGAAAAGGACAUGAGAAGUGACACAGAAGAAAGUGACAAGGAUGAAGAAAGAGAUAAAAUUAGAGAAAAGGAGAAAAAUGGGAUCACGUGUUUCAGCAACGUCACAAGCAAUGGUUACAUCCAGAGGAAUGGAUCUGAGCCCCUGGACAACAGAGCCCACCAUGCCAAUGGCCAUGCCAAGGAAAGAUAGCUGCUGUCCUGUGCCGCUGGCCUGGCCUCCAGCAACCCCAGGCCACCAUCUGUAGAAACAGUUUUGCUCACUGUGUAGAUAAACUGGAGUGCAAUUGCAGUAUUGUAGCUGAAUUCCUGCUUCCCAUAAACCCAAGUGUUUAUAGCCAGUGGAUAUUUGAAGGAAGUUUUUUGUCUUCCUUCAGUAAAAGCUUAAUAUAGGUUGUAGCCUCAAAACAGAUAGCAAGGGAUCAAAGUAGUUUGACUUGUAUUAAGACUGUACCAAAAUUGUUGUCAAAUGUGUUAAUCUUGAAAAGUACUUUAAAAAUAAGGUGGAUAAACUUUGGCAGUGUCAAGUUUUACCCACCUAAUGUUUGAUAGGAAUCUGUUUAGCCUGGAUCAGCCUCUGGAGGCCCUCGUAGUAUUGCUAGUAAUUAUUAUGCCUGACAAGUGACAGAUCUUACUACUGGGAUACCUCUUCUGAGAAAACAGGUGCCCUGUAUACACUUAGAAAAUUAAAUCUAAGUAUAGUGAAAUGAAAGCUCUUGGAAAGGCAUAAGAUAAAACAUGCUCUUGUCAAAGAAAGUACUCUUUGUGCCAGUGACCAGUUUUGUAGUGGUAUGGAUCUCAGUCCCUACUUACUGCCCCUAAGCUCCAAAGCCCAGGCUGGAGGAGUACCCCCCCAAAUCACAUUGGAAGAGCUGGGAAAUCCAGACAGCUGUUUCUCAACACUUAGGAGUUGGACUUGAUGAUCCUUGUGGGUCCCUUCCAACACAUAAUAUUCUGUAAUUCUGUGAUAAUUGAAAGUUGGAAGCACAUGUUGUGUACACUGUGAUCUGAGCGUGUGGUCUCACCUCUCUGCAGGUGCUGUGCUCAGGAGGGAUAUUGAAAUGCUACAUCAUUUUGUACUACUGAAUGUAAAUGUUCUUUAUAAAUUACUUUUAAAGGUUGA